Molecule: messenger RNA, 3418 nt
Organism: Drosophila innubila
Lineage: Eukaryota; Metazoa; Arthropoda; Insecta; Diptera; Drosophilidae
Exons: 15
Coding region: 207-3032 (941 amino acids)
Source: RefSeq, a predicted model, not a curated record
CGAAAAUAAGCGACAACGUUUUGGUUCACUUUAAACUUUAAGCGUAGACAAUUUUUAAAAGUUUACAAAUUUCGUGCUUUUUUUUAUCAAGUGUAAAAGAAUUGUUUGUUAAUUUUUAUUAGUGGCCUUCGACGAAUUAAUUGCUACCAAAAAAGUAUCAAAUCGAUGACUAUAUCUGUUCGUUCGAGGGACUUGGUGACUUAACAAUGGACUCCCUAGCCAUGUUCAUAUUCUUGUGGGCCGUUUUGGCCCUCUUCUCCGUUUGGCUGUGCAAGCUGCUUUACCAUAAGUAUCUCAAUAAGGGCGCCAAUGCAUCUGUCAGCGCCAGCAACAGUCGCCAGGGCAGCGUUGCACCAGUCGGUGGUGCCUUAGCCAGCGGUGGUGCAAAGACCGAGAAACGACUCUCGGAGCCACGCGAACUGUUGGCCACCAAAAGCAAAGUCGAUGAUUUAUCCAAACCUCUAACGAGCGGUGGUUCGGCGGGACGUGGACGUUCCAGUGCCUCGCCCAUGGGCGGUGGCAGCGGUGGUGCUGGUGGUGCUGCCGGUGCACGACGUCGUAUGGUGCGACAAAGCUCCACGGGACCAGAGAAUCGCAAGAAACGAUAUGUGCCACCGCCUUCGAAUGUGGUCGGACCCGAAACGAGCUCCGUCACCUGGACAAGUCAGGUAUUCCGUUGGCUGUACAGCGAUCUGGUUAUUGUCAACGAACUUCUGAUGUCCUGGGUGAUUGCCAUCAAUGAUACCCUACGAAAGUCCGUGGAAGAGCAUGGUGUGGCCGUUGAAGUAGUCCGUGUACUGCCCGAUAGUCCAGCUCCAGGUCUGAACAACAUCUUCUGUAACUGCGAGGAGCAGAAUCCCGCUGAAAUGCUCAUCACCUUUGACUGUGACGCGAUGCCGGUGCUGCAGGUGAAGACCUUCAGACAAAAGUCGGGCAAGGUGGAGACAUCGCAUUAUAAGGUCACCGUGUCGCGAUUCCGUGCACGCAUGUCCAUACCCAUGAACUACAAUACGCUCAAGGGUGAGAUGCGUGUCGAUGGCUAUCCAGACGUGCGCAUUGCGAUGAACUCGGUGGGCGCCAUCAAGGCCAUGGAUCAGGAUGAGCAACAACUGCAGACGGUUAUCAGCGACAUAUUGACGACGGCACUGCGUGAUACCGUCUAUCCAGUGGACUUCUCCAUCUACUCGACCUGUCCACGUGCCGAAGUGGAGCCUUUGGAUCUACCUGUAAUCUAUCCCGUCCAUUAUGACUCGCUGGCGCACAACAUGGAGCAUCUGGGAGGGGGAAUCUUGCGUGACUCUCAGCACAUGGUAUCCGGUCGUCGGCUGCUGGUGAAGAUUGUCAAGGGCGAGGGACUGCGAGAUGCCCACGAUCCCUAUGUGGUCAUCGAGAUGGACGAGCCAGCCCAAAAGAAUCAAACGGGCACUCAACGUGGCAGCAAACCCUACUGGGAUGAGCACUUCCUAUUUGAACUCUCCCCACAGUCUGCCGAAAUACUAUUUGAGGUCUAUGACCGUCCAGUGAUUGCAUCGGAUCCACCCAAGUUCCUUGGUCUCGGCCUGGUUGGCAUCGAUGAGCUGGCCGUGGGUCCGGCCUCCACACAACUGCUCCAGCUGCAGCCACGUCCCUACGAGACACAGCCAGUGGCUGGCGCCAUCACCGUGGACUUUGUGUUCAUCGAAGGUGCUGAGAUUCCCGCCGGCGCUCGUCCAAAUCGCCUGAAGGAGGCACUACGCCUCAGCACGCCCGCGAUCAAUGAGCACAUACGCAAUGGCGCCGAUUUAGCCGAUGCGGCUGUCCGUGCUCUUCAGGAUGGAGCACUCUCCGGCACAAGUGGAGGACAGCCCAGCAAGAGCACACUGAUCAUACACAGCGUGCAGCGGAACUCGAGCAAUCCCAAUGCAUACAAGGUCGAGAUGAAUAAAGAUGGUCGCAUCGAGGUGAUCGAAACUCCUACAGCACUCGAUAAAGCCGUUGCCGAGGCCUUUGAACGUGCCGCCAACGAGGCAACGGCUAAUGUCGAGUCCAUCGAUACAUCGGAUCAGGUAGAUAGUGGCCUGGUCAAUGAAACCGCCAACGAAACAGGUAACCCCAACGAGGAGAGCACCGCCGAGUUUGGCCAGCCAAAUGCCGCAUCAUCCCCCAAUGGAAGUAGCUAUCACAAUAAUUACAGCCUUAAUGGCAGCAGCAAUCUCACCGGACAACCCAAUGGCAGCGGCUCCGGUUACAACUCGAAUAGCUUGUCCAGAAACGGUGCAACCUUACCAUAUCCCGGACAGCAGAUGGGAGCGGGAGUUGGCGCGGGAAUGGGACCGGAGCUGGAUGAUCGCGGUCGGAGCAAAAAACGUAAUUUCUUUGGCACCCUCAAGAAGCGGCUAAGUCGCUCCAAGACACGUACCCUAUCGGCCGAUCAGCCCAAUAAUAAUCAUAAAUCAGUCACAAAUACAACAACAACAACAACCACAGGAAUAACAAGAACAACCACUGGACCCCUCAAUGGUGAAUCUUCCCGUUCAUUAUCUGUCGAUCGUGCUACUCUGUCUAAAAGCAAUUCACUUGGACCCCGCAUGGGCAUUGGCUCGUCCAUGACCGACCACUCACGACGCUCUUCAAUUUCAGAAUCUUCGGCCAUCUCAGGUUUCUCCUCGGCCAGCAACAAAACUUACGUACACGAGGCCUCCACUCUCGUGCUGGAGACAGUCGAGAAUGGCGUUAAGCGUCAUUUUGUCGUGCCUCUGGCGAUUGCACAAAGACCUCGCUGGCGACGCAAGGGCACCAAGUUGCACAUCUACAACGAUCACACCUUCAUAGCCAAGCAUUUGAGCGGAAGCGGCUUACAGUGCUCCAUCUGCAUGAAGUCCAUACCAAGGCGACCGGGCAAGCAGGGCUAUGAGUGCCGCGACUGUCAGUUGAUCUGCCACAAGCAGUGUCACAUAAGGGCGCCACAGGCGUGUCCCAAUCCAACAGUACUCUCCAUGGAACUAACCUCAUUUCCGGUACUCACAGAGCGAGAUUUGAACCUAGUUAACUGAAGCAAUAUAUAUCUAUUUAUACUUAAAAAUCCAAUAUAAUACUAUUCUAUCUAUUUAUUAUAAAGUCCGCUAAUUGCAGUUUAAUUUUUAUUACAAGCAAUUUUCAUUUCUAUCGAAAACUUUAUUUUUGUUCAGCUUUUCAACUUGCAAUUGGCGUCAGAAUUACAAAAGAAUAUGUAGAAAAAUUGACUGGCAUUUGGUAUUUAUUUGCGGUAUUUCAAUGCUAUCGCUUGCUUGGCAUAUACUAACUUGUAUUCAAUUUAUUAACACACAAACACACACACACCAAUAUACGCACUUACAUACUUAUAUGGAUUGCUUAUGCAAAACGUUAUCAUUUCAACAGAUUUCUAACAUAUAUUUUAAUUUUUCUAUUUCACAACAAA